CUUUAAACCAGCGUUUUCGGUAUAUGGAAAAGCUAACGUGGAUUCCGAAGUGGAUGCUAUCAUAGAGAAAAAUGGUGUGUUUGAACUGCUAGGCCACGGUUGGGCUCGGGCAAGUAGUUCAAGCACUACCAUCAAGCGCCGUGACCACGAUGUUUUUGAGGGGACGAGGGGUAAGAUGGCAGCACCUUCACGAGGGCCACGAGAGAGCAAGGACUUCUACUUGCGUGCUAGUACAACAGAGGAGAGCAAGUCCACAGAAACUUUACAGCAACAGGAGAGACCAAUUAUAUUGCGAGCACAAAGCCUAAGCCCGUACUAUGAGUCAGUACGGGAGUUAGCGGCAGAUGUGGAGCUCUUUCGUAGAAGCAGGACGAGCGAGUAUCUUCAACGUGUUGAAGCAGAAGAUCACUUCGGACAACAACAAGGUCAAGAAUGUAAUCCAUCAUACACAGUAGACCCACAAGCAUUAGCCCGCUGGGCAGAGGAGGCCUGUCGCUUACGUUUCCGAGAUGUUGCUUUUUGGGAUUCUAUGUUGAAGGAAGUGAGGAAAUUAGAAGUGGGAGGCUCUGAGAACCUAGAAGUGGACUCAAAGCAGUCUACCGAGGGAACGGUAUCUCUGGAAGAUCAGCCUCACGAGUCCGAAUAUCUUAGACUCCCUGGAGGAGGUAGACGGACUUCGACAUCAACAGAUGUGGAGGAUUAUACAGCAAAUUAUCCGAAAAUAAACAGCACAUCCACAUCAUCUACAUUCACAUCUUCCGGCUCGUCUACGUGGUCAAGAAGAAGGACCACUACAACUACAACAUCGAGUUUAAAAGCUACCGAGCUAGUUCGAAUCUUGUGGGCUUGUCAUCGAGUUGGCUUUCUACACAUACGAAUCCUAGAGAUUCUAGCUGCAAGAUUGGGCGAUAGACAUGCGUUUUUUCGGGAACUGGAUUUUCGAGAACUCGCAAGGCUGUGUCUGGUAGUCGCAAGGACCCGAGACGAGUGUCUUCUACAGGGGAAAAGCACAUUGGAUCUUGCAGAGAUGAUUGCAAGUUUAGUUGGAGGAGGAGGUGCUGGGAUGAAAGCGAAGAAGGACAAUCCUUCUGUAGGAGCUAGAGGUGCAUUGGAUUAUGGAAGGCCUUCGAGUUCGGCGUCCGCCUCCACCACGUCUGCAAGCAUAAGCACGACAAGAAGUGGAGUACAAACUUGCGAAAGAAGUGGUAGCAGUAGUCGUGAGCAGCCAUGUGGCUCAAAAUCGACAUCGUCCUCCUCUUCAUCGCCAUUUUUGCAGACUCCUUCUCUGGCGUCCUUGGUUCGAUCCACCACGAAUACAUCAGCUGUAGGAGAGAUUGAAGGAGGAGCAGGUGUGAGCAGACAGUUCUCAACUUUUACAACUUCGUGGAGUAGAGGAAUGACAAGGAAAGGCUACAACUAUAAGCCCUUGAUGACAAUGACAUCUUGGCCAAUAACUUGGAAGAGCCUCGUUGUUCGCGCUUUCACCACCAUCACGAUAUCCGACAAAAAACAGAAAGCGGAACCAACAGACGACCAAGUGGCCGACCAUGUACUGUCAAAUAGAGGAAAAGGCAAGAUGAACGGAGAAGGAUCUGGCCCCUUUGCUCUUGGGGCUUCAGCUAGGGAUGGGAAAUUGAAAAAAAUGAGGAUGGAAAAGAAUUUCUUAGCGCAAGAAUUGAAAGACGAAGGAAAUCAAGUUUUGACGCGGAUGUUCGAGAAAAAGAACCAAUUACGGGCUUUGUCUGAGGAGAUACUUGCUGCUGUGGUGGAGACACUGCGUAGGAGGGAAUUGCCUAGUGGUAGUGCUGUUCAGAUGGAGUCAGCUAGUGGGCAAGAGCAAUCUUCAUCUUCGAAUCGAAGAUCGCGAUUGCGACCGUUGUUUGCAAGCUCUUCCGACGUUGGUGAGGAAAGUCGAAAUCCCUCUUCACGAAUGUUGCCGUCAGAUAUUUCUUCUAGUGCGCGCAGCUCUACAUCACUCACAUUCUCCACGACGCAGUUACAACCUACUAAAAAAAGCGAGGAACAAAUAGAUGAACUACGCACAAUUAUGCUUGGUCAAGCUCGAGAUUGGAUACACCUGCUGACUGGUCUCACAUUAGUAGACGGUCUGGCUAACGAUUCGCAGGAUCUUUUUCAUCGUGGAGGUCGUUUUCUUGCUGUUUUUUUCCGGAGAUCAACUUCUCACCGCUUACCACCCGGGGCAACUUCGCUGCUUCCCGAAGUAGUCUCAAUCUAUGCCCGUGCACGCAUGAGACACACUGAGCUACUCGAUUCAGUGUGUGAUGCAGUGGUUUGUGGCUCGGUGCCAGUGACAAAUAUGCAACUAGACAUGUUACGGAUUCAAUUAGGCCAACUGCAGUACAAGGACGAACGCAUUGAAGAACUUUGGAGUUGUAGGGUCCUGCCAAAUAAUUGAGCACGCUGCUCGUUGAUAGUCUACUUCGCAUCUUUCGUCC
Molecule: messenger RNA, 2456 nt
Organism: Amoebophrya sp. A25
Lineage: Eukaryota; Dinophyceae; Syndiniales; Amoebophryaceae
Source: the annotation of a GenBank genome assembly